AUGGCGGAUCGCACCGGCAGGCGCAGGAGGUCUAGUAGCAUACUCCAGGUCCACUACGAGCCGCCCGAGACUCUCGAGCAGAUAAGUGACCAGGCCGUCGUGCCCAACCUGAAUGCCAACUGGGUCAACGCCAAAGGUGAGCCAGUGCCACUGCCUUCCCCUCCGUCGUCCUGCACCUCUGAGCUCUCUCACCAAUCUUCUUUUCCGCCCGCAGGUGCCUGGACCAUCCACUUUGUCCUCAUUGCUGGACUCAAGAUUUUCUACGACAUCAUCCCCGGCGUAUCCCAGGAGACGUCAUGGACACUCACCAACAUCACCUACAUGGUCGGCUCGUACAUCAUGUUCCACUACGUCCGUGGCAUCCCCUUUGAGUUCAACGGCGGAGCCUUCGACAACCUCAACAUGUGGGAGCAGAUCGACGAUGGCGCCCAGUACACUCCCGCCAAAAAGUUUCUUCUCAGCGUGCCCAUCAUGCUCUUCCUGCUGAGCACCCACUACACACACUACGAUCUCGCAUACUUUAUCAUCAAUUUCAUGGCCCUCUUGGCGGUCGUCAUUCCGAAGCUCCCCUUUAGCCACCGCAUGCGCGUCGGCCUCUUUCAGAGCAGCACGCCCGACGAGUAG
This is a messenger RNA of Verticillium alfalfae VaMs.102, 624 nucleotides long. Its product is annotated as ORM1. The record is from RefSeq and is a predicted model, not a curated record. The coding region runs from base 1 to 624 and encodes 207 amino acids. NCBI's taxonomy places the organism in Eukaryota, Fungi, Ascomycota, Sordariomycetes, Glomerellales, Plectosphaerellaceae. Gene Ontology annotation, biological process: ceramide metabolic process; intracellular sphingolipid homeostasis; negative regulation of ceramide biosynthetic process. The transcript has 2 exons. Gene Ontology annotation, cellular component: endoplasmic reticulum membrane.